Messenger RNA from Amaranthus tricolor (Joseph's coat), 1050 nucleotides. RefSeq lists its product as uncharacterized. The coding region runs from base 1 to 1050 and encodes 349 amino acids. The transcript has 3 exons. The record is from RefSeq and is a predicted model, not a curated record. NCBI's taxonomy places the organism in Eukaryota, Viridiplantae, Streptophyta, Magnoliopsida, Caryophyllales, Amaranthaceae.
AUGCAUCAGCCUUUGAGUUUUCGUGAUCCUACUAAUCCCGAUCAUGUUUGUCUUCUUCAAAAGUCACUUUAUGGUGUUAAGCAGGCUCCAUGGGCCUGGUAUCAACGAUUUGCUGAUUUUGUGACAACUAUUGGUUUUGUUAACAGCAUUUCUGAUUCUUCUCUCUUUAUUUAUUGCCAUGGGUCCGACAUUGCCUAUCUUUUGUUAUAUGUGGAUGACAUUAUUCUUACUGCUUUAUCUGAUUUACUUCGUCAAUCUAUUAUGGAAAAAUUGAGUUCUGGGUUUGCUAUGAGGGACUUAGGUGUAUUUCUUUCUCAACACAAAUAUGCUACUGAGAUUCUUGAUAAAGCAAGCAUGUCUCAAUGCAAUCUUGCUCCUACUCUUGCUACUACUUCUAGUAAACUUUGUGCUGAUGCUGGUUCUCCUUAUGAUGAUCCUACUCUGUAUUGUAGCUUGGCUGGGGCUUUGCAGUAUCUCACUUUCACCCGACCGGAUAUUUGUUGUGCUGUUCAACAAGUCUGUCUUUUUAUGCAUGAUCCUGGGGUUGAACAUAUGACUGCCCUUCAUUGCAUUCUUCGAUAUGUCAACAGUACUCUUAAUCAUGGACUGCAACUAUAUAAAUCCUCCAUCUCUUCUCUAUUAUCAUACACUGAUGCUGAUUGGGGCGGUUGUCCUGACACCCGUCGUUCUACUUUUGGCUACUGUGUUUUUCUCGAUGAUACUUUGAUCUCUUGGUUUGCUAAGCGCCAACCUGCGGUUUCUAAGUCCAGUGCUAAGGCUGAAUAUCGUGGUGUGGCUAAUGUUGUUUCUGAGACAUGCUGGCAUCUUCACCAUCAACGCACUAAACAUAUUGGGAUGGACAUACAUUUUGUUCGGGAAAAAGUGCAACGUGGGGAUGUUCGUGUACUUCAUGUUCCAUCUCGAUAUCAAAUUGCCGAUGCUUUUACCAAGGGCCUUCCUCAGAUUCUCUUUGAUGAUUUUCGAUCCAGUCUCAAUGUUCGCAAACCUCCCGAUUCGACUGCGGGGUGUAUUAGAAUAGAACAUCUUUGA